Branchiostoma belcheri (Belcher's lancelet) is the source of this 3220-nucleotide messenger RNA. RefSeq names its product serine/threonine-protein kinase stk11-like. Gene Ontology annotation, biological process: glucose homeostasis; establishment of cell polarity; protein phosphorylation. Bases 53 to 1375 code for a protein of 440 amino acids. Lineage: Eukaryota; Metazoa; Chordata; Leptocardii; Amphioxiformes; Branchiostomatidae. Gene Ontology annotation, molecular function: protein kinase activator activity; ATP binding; protein serine/threonine kinase activity. The transcript is spliced from 10 exons. The record is from RefSeq and is a predicted model, not a curated record. Gene Ontology annotation, cellular component: cytoplasm.
UCUGGUGCGGGAUAAACAAGAUGGCGACGUGAAGGUGGGAGGGCGCACAACGAUGGCAGUGGACAAAUCUCUUCCAGUCGAGGUUUCCCCUCCUAGGGAACACGAAAUCAUGGAUCACAUGGGACACAUGGACGAGAUGCAAUUUAUCAACGACGAGGAAACCGGGAUACCGUUUUUCCAUCGCGUGGACUCGGCAGAUUUGGUCUUGUACGCGCCGCGAAAAAAGCGAGCGAAAAUGAUAGGGAAGUAUCUGAUGGGUGACUUGCUGGGGGAGGGGUCUUACGGAAAAGUAAAAGAAAUGCUGGAUUCGGAGAAUCUGUGUCGAAGAGCCGUGAAGAUCCUCAAGAAGAAGAAGCUGAGGAAGAUUCCAAACGGUGAACAGAAUGUUAAAAGAGAAAUCCAGCUGUUGCGGAAGCUGAGACAUAAGAACAUCAUCAACCUGGUGGACGUACUGUACAACGAGGAGAAACAGAAAAUGUACCUAGUGAUGGAGUACUGUGUAGGAGGACUACAGGAGAUGUUAGAGAGCGCACCGGGCAAGAAGUUUCCCAUCUGGCAAGCCCAUGGGUAUUUCUGCCAGUUGCUGGAAGGCUUGUGUUACCUGCACAGUCAGGGGAUCAUCCAUAAAGACAUCAAACCUGGGAACCUGCUCCUGGCCACCGACGGGACACUCAAGAUCACCGACCUGGGGGUCGCAGAGCAACUGGACCUGUACACCCCCGGCGAUGUUUGUCGGACAAGCCAAGGUUCUCCCGCCUUCCAACCACCAGAGAUCGCGCUGGGGCUGGAGACAUUUCUAGGGUUUAAAGUGGACAUCUGGUCUGCUGGGGUCACACUGUACAACAUGACAACAGGGAAGUAUCCGUUUGAGGGAGACAACAUCUACAAGCUGUUUGAGAAUAUAGGUCGGGGGGAGUACACAAUACCAGAGGAAUGUGGGCCACUAUUAUCAGACUUACUUAGAGGAAUGCUGCAACAUGAACCAGAGCAGAGGUUUACCUUACAACAGUGUAGAAUACAUGAUUGGUGUAGAAAGAAACAUCCCCGGACGGAAGCCGCCACCCCCCUCCCCCCACUCCCAGACACAGAGGACCCCACCCGCAGCAUGACGGUCGUGCCAUAUUUGGAGGAUCUCCAUGGAGACCAGGAUUACGAGGAUGAGGAAGAGGAGGAGGAGAGGGCAAUACAGGACAUGCUGCAGUCAGGGUUUGGCAGGAGAGGACAAGCUUGCCAGGAGGAUGCUGCCCUGGAGCCUGAUGACAAGUCCAGUACGUCCAUACAGCACGGUCAACCCACCACAGCCAGCACUUCCUCCAUAGGCAGCAAGUCUCGAUUCAGCAAGGUUCGCAAAAUCAGCUCCUGCAAACAACAAUGACACAGGUUCCUGUGUUGGGGGGACCCUGGGCAGCCUACAUAUCCACCUUCAGCUGUUAUCUGCUGAUGCAGAGGCAAGGGUACCGGAGCCCUACUGCUGGCAAACCAACCUCUAAAAAACCCAGUCUUUUACUGACUUUCAACUCAACACAACCCAUCACUGGCAAGUCCAAUCACCCUGCACAGUCUGUUUCUGGUAGGCAAACCUCUGACUCAACAUAACCUGGUGCUUCACAACAAAACAUACUGACAUUUGUUCUUUUGGAAAGGAAGACCUCUGACCCCACACAGCAUACUGUGAACAAGAUACCCUCUGACCCAAUGUGACCUGGUGCUGACAUCUGACCCUGUACAGCCUGCUGUGCCAUAUGAACUAUGACCUGACAGUGAGGUGCUGAAAUUGUUUACUCAGAGUGAACUCUAACCUCAUCACCUGGAGGCUAACCUUUGACCUGUGCUUUUCCUGAACUAUGACCUGACAGGUGCUGAAAUUGUCUGUUCAGAGUAAACUUUGACCUGACACCUUAUCACCAGGAGGCUAACCUUUGACCUUGGCUGUUCCUGAACUCUGACCUGAUGAUGAGGGUCUAGAAGGGUUAUGGGACCCUCCAGCCUUUUUUGGCAAGAGCACCAAACCAGGCGGCUUGUUAAACACUUCAAAUUUAACCUCCUAACUACUGUGGCAACCUUUCUUUGCACAAAAGUUGUUAGGUUAUGAGGUUAGGCAGCAGGAAAAAAGUUAACUGAAUGGUGAGAGGUACAUCUUCAGUCUUCAACAGUGGUAGUUCAUAGUAUACUGUCUUAUAUUGCUUGGUACUCAGGCCAUGUUGUCCCUACCUGUAAGUUGGUUAUAUAAGUAACAGCUGUGUAUCACUUUGUUCAGCCUAUUGUUAUCUCAGUAUUAUCAGGACAUGUCAUGUGAAGAAGAUUGCUGUCAGACAAGCACAUCGGCAGAACGUACUGCACCUGUGCAAAAGCUGUGAUGUAUUCUGCAUAGCACUUCGGCAGAAUGUCUUACAUAAGGUGAUAUUCACGUAUAUAAGGUAUAUACAUCCCGUCUGUUAGUAGUUUCCAAAUGUUCUGUCAGAGAAGAUGUCUUCUGCCACAGGCAAAAUUGACCAAAAAUCGUGAAAACAAAAACCAUGAAAAAUCAGGGUUUCGCGCAGGCACAGUAUGUUCUGCCGACGUACUUGUCAGAGAACAAAUGUAGGCUCCUUGUUGUACCCAGGUUUACAUUGUACUGUAGACUUCUGUCCUACAACAGUGUACAUGUCUGUGUGUGCUGCCCAGUGCUCUCCUGUAACAAGGUAAAACAGCUGUUUCAAAAGAAACUAAAAAAAUAACAAAACAGCAUUACCUAUAAUCUAGGUCAACGUGGUGAAAAUAAGUUAAACACAUUUGGAUACCACCUAACUACUGGACCCAAAAGAUUCACACUUUUAUACAGCUUGUAGUUAAAACUGAGUAUAUGAAGUACACAAAAAAAUGUCUUGUAUGUAUGAAAAUGCAAAUUUAUCCAUGGAAUAUACAUAGCAUGUACGAAUAUGUAUUAUACACUUCAGAGUGGAGGAACUAUACUAUAGAGCAGCUACUUGUACUGAAUGUCUUGCCUACGACUGCUGUAGAGGAUGUACAUGUACAUGUAUACUUCACCGUUUAUACAUAGAUUAUGCUGUAUAUAGAGCUUUCAGUAAAGAAGACAUGAUGCUAUAUAAACUGCCAAUGACAACAGUUGACUCUUUGUUAUUGAUCAUUGUUCGUGUACCAUAAGGGCACAGCAAGUAAAUUUUAUGGAUGACAUCCUUCACAGAUUCCAAAUCUAAUGCGAGCGGGCAAGAAAAAAAGG